AUGGGUCUCCAUCACUUAGGAUCACAAUUUGAUGAAGUUGUAAACAAAUCUUCCGAAUCUCCUGAUCAUAAGGAGGCAAAUUCUUUAAAGAAACGAGAUGGAUCUCCAUCGCCCAGUCCUCUGUCAACUAAACGUACGAAGUCGGAUGACAGUGAAGCAACUGAAACGAAAAAGCACACCGAUAUUGGUGGUGGGAUUUACAUGAGAAAUUCGGUACUGAGGGCUGCGAAAACUCGGCCUGAUAUAGAGGAUGCUGCUGCUGAUUUGAUCAGUGCUGUAUUUGAUAAGGACACCUUAGCCAAAUCUUCGCUCAUUGGAAAGGUGUCAAACUUCCACAAGAAAAAUAAUCUGAGCGCCAAGCCCCAACUAGAUGAACUAAAAGUGAAAGCUAUUGAAGAAUUCCUCCUUCAAUACUUUGGUGAGACACCAAAAAAUCGUCGGCUCAUCAGAGCUCGCAUUACAAAAGCGUGCAACGCAGCGUCGAAAGCUCUCCGCCGAACUUAA
This is a messenger RNA of Diachasma alloeum, 504 nucleotides long. RefSeq lists its product as uncharacterized. Lineage: Eukaryota; Metazoa; Arthropoda; Insecta; Hymenoptera; Braconidae. The record is from RefSeq and is a predicted model, not a curated record. The transcript is spliced from 4 exons. The coding region runs from base 1 to 504 and encodes 167 amino acids. Gene Ontology annotation, molecular function: DNA binding.